Molecule: messenger RNA, 11743 nt
Organism: Gallus gallus (chicken)
Lineage: Eukaryota; Metazoa; Chordata; Aves; Galliformes; Phasianidae
Gene: IPCEF1
Product: interaction protein for cytohesin exchange factors 1
Exons: 11
Coding region: 358-1632 (424 amino acids)
Source: RefSeq, a predicted model, not a curated record
GGGCUCAGCAGCUGGCUGCUCUCCUCAUAACAACUCAUACAGAGUGUGUUGGAAAGGAAUUUAAUUCAGUCGAUCUAAAUGGUAGAGGUGGUGUGUUUACACCUAGGGACAGUAUCAUUUCUAAAAGCCAUUACUUGAGAAAUAAGUGUGCAAGCAAAAAUAUGGCAAUAGGUCAGCCUCUUCUUGCUGCUAUUUCAUAAAAGGACUUUUUGCAAGUUAAAAUCUUGAAGGCAACCAAUACGUUCUAUAUUUCGUAUAACUUUUUAAGGACAGUAUUUUACUUUUAAAUGCAGCAGACCCCAAAGGAUGAUGGAAUUCAUUGCAUUCUGGCUUUCUCUCUAAACUUUGAAACCAUUCAUGGAAGCUGAUGGGAAUGCCCUUGUUCCCUUGCGUCAGAAGGCAAAAAAGAAAAGUCAAGGGUUCUUUAUAAUGAGUCGACGGAGGAUAUCAUGUAAAGAACUGGGGCAAGCUGAUUGCCAAGGAUGGCUCUACAAAAAGAAGGAAAAGGGAGCUUUUAUUGGCAACAAAUGGAAAAAGUUCUGGUGUGUGCUGAAGGAGUCGUCGCUGUAUUGGUACAGCAGUCAGCUGGCCGAAAAAGCAGAAGGAUUCAUCAGACUUCCAGACUUCAGUGUGGACAGAGCAACGGAGUGCAAAAAAAAGCAUGCUAUUAAGAUCAGCCACCCACAGAUCAAGACAUUCUACUUUGCAGCAGAAAAUGUUCUGGAAAUGAACACGUGGCUGAGCAAGUUGGGGAUGGCUAUAGAUCCUCAGGCACCCAAUGGGAAGAGCGAAGAAGAAUGCUAUAGUGAAAGUGAACAUGAUGACCCAGAAAUAACAGACACACCACCUCACCCAUACGCAGCCCAGCCACCGCCUCCUCACUUGGAUCAACAGAAAUCCUCUUUGACAUCAACUCUGUCGAGUGAAGCAUCUUGUUCUCUUUCGUCUCCUGAAAGCACUUUCAAUUCCCAAGAAUCAUCAUCUUCCUUGACGUCCAAAGUGGUUUAUUCUGAGAGGCAGUCCCUACUUGACUUUGUUAACAACUCUGCCAUGGAAGAUUGUGAUCAGCCUUUAACUUUCUGCGUACAGAUUCAAUCUGAUGAGCAGCCAGAAGUAGACUGUGGAGAAACAGCACAAAGCCAGAUCUGCCCUGGUAGUGGACCUGAAAACACUUUCUUAGGUCUGAGUACACAUUGCCUAACUGUGCCAGAUGCAGCAGGACAGAUAUCACUCGCCAAAGAUCAUGAAAAAUGUGAUGAUGAUGAGAUGGAGAGACUUUACAAGUCAUUAGAACAAGCAAGUCUGUCUCCCAUUGGUGAUCGUCGGCUGUCAACCAAGAAGGAGCUUAGGAAGUCAUUUAUCAAACGCAGCAAAAACCCCUCCAUUAAUGAGAAACUUCACAAAAUUCGAAUGCUGAACAGCACAUUAAAGUGUAAGGAACAUGACUUGGCUACAAUUAACCAGUUGUUAGAGGACCCAAAGUUGACGGCGAUGAAGUACAGAGAGUGGAGGAACACAAACAUCAUGCUAGUUCAAGACAUCUAUCAGCAACAGGAGGUCCAGGAUGUGUCUACAGAGAACAGCGAGGAGCAAGAGACAGCUCCACUGCCUGUCACUGAAAGUGCUACAUGAAGCCAUGGAUUGACAGUUGACUGCAAGAUUUUUUUUCCCCAAGGGUCUUCACAUACAGACACUUUAAACUGCUGCAUUGUGAAGUUUGUUUUUUUGGCAAAGUGUUCUUCAAAAGGAAAACAGCCCCAUCUCCGAAACUUUAUUUCCUAUUGCAAAUUCCUCCAAAUUAAAAGAAUGCCUGAAUCUGGGCUAAGAAGAAUAUUUUAUGAAGCAGUGAAUAAAUAUUUUUCCAUAUUGGGAGAAGUAAGUGGUAUAUGUGCAACUCCUGGAAGUCAGUGCUGUAUAAUACGAACUGUAUAGAUGUCAGAUCCUCGGGGUUGUACUACUUAUCGAACUUACUGAUAAAAGAAGCUACAACAAUUCCAUGAGGAUGUAGUCUUCUCUCUACCUUUUGACCCCGUAAGGUAACUCAAAAUUUAUAUAUUUCAUCUCUACAUUCAUUCACUUUGACUGCUCUACCAUUCUAAACCAAGACAAACUGAGUAGAAAUUAUGCAUAAAUUUUUACUACACACCAAUGUCAGGCAUCCAGUUUUGUCAUGCCUGAUGUUAUAUGACAUUGACAUUUAUUUAUGGACCGGACAAAAGUACUGCCAUUCUUCAUCAAGAACAGAAGGUCUCUCUGUGUUUGGUAACAUGUAAAUCACUCUUCAGUGAGGUAAAUAAUACGUCAGUGUAUUUCAACUUUUCUUAUGGAUUUGGCAGAACUUCCUGGAAGGCUACUUGCUUCUUUCGUAUUUUAAAGAAGCGUGAGUGUAUAGGGUACAAGUUCAUUCCAAACUCCCAGAUCAAGCAAGGUGAUCAAGUUUGCAAGGCAGAAGCUAAAAACUUAAAUUCCUGAUGUGGAACUGAAAGCAUAAAGCAUAGCUGCAAAUGUUCUUGUAAAUAUACGUCAUCUUAUGGCUUAUACAAAUGUGACUAUGUACUGUAUAUAUGUUUUAUUUAUAUAUUUAUAUAUGCUGAAUUUCCUAAUGUUGAUAGGAUCACAUGGACCAGACCCUCUUUGGUGAGAGCGCUUGCAUGUUGACUUGAAAUGCCUGUUCCAGUAUGAAUCACUGUAAGGGCUCUUGAACUGAGAGUAUCUUGGUACUUCUACUGUAACUCCUUUUUCUGUUUUCAACCUACCUUUGUGAUUCAGAUGAAGAAAAUCUGUGUAUUUUAAGCCAGGUAUAUAAGUUUUCUAGAAAAUGUUGGGAUUUCUUUUCAGAUAAGCAAAAAUGAAUACAUUAAGAGAUUUUGCUACAGGAUCAUAACAAUUUAGAAUCACUGUUUCCAGUGCAGGGUUUGUUUUUUUGCCUUUCCAUAUUCAACAUGAGCACAAGUAGGAGGAACUUUUCAGAGUGUUGAGUUUUGGAAAGCAAGAAUUAACCCACCAUACUCCAAUUAAUGCCACUAUAGGUACUGUGGGAAUCUGCUCUUCUGUUUGCUAUCUUGUAAAGAUAUUGUCACUAGUUUUUAAUUGGUGCUACCUUUUAAACCAAAAUAUAGCAUAUUCACCUGUUCUUAUCAUAGAUUUUAUUUGUAUCUUGAUGAAGAAAACAAAUAGUAAUAACAUGAAAUAUUUUCCGCCUGCUAAGCAAUUUUUGAGAUUGCAUUGUUAACAGCAGGUUUCCUUUGAUGCAGACAUUACUGGAGAAGGAUCAAGCAGAUGGUAGCUGGUUGAAUGCAGAGCUGCACUCAGAAUAGCAUCAUUGCCUCAAUUAUAAAAGGUUUUGGGAGCGUGAGGGUCAGGACCAAUGUUGGGAUAGGACUUAAUAACUGGAGUUAGUUAGUUUGCAGGUGUGGAUCAGAAGUUAGAUGAUACUUAGAAGUGGGUAGCAAUGAUUAAAUGGGGAAGUAGGUGAAAACCUGAGGUUGUUCAAAAGCUAAUAUUACUAGGAAACCAUCAUACAAGUGAUAAUUUUCUUAUUUCACCUAUUCUAAGUGGAAGUUGAUGGGAAUCGAACAUAAUACAUGGUGAAAUUUCCUUUUAGUAAUCCCACACUAAACACGAGUCCAUUUUACAGUCUUAUCUUUCAUUAUUCACGGAAGACCUUAACAGUGGGCAUCCUUGAGCAUUAAGGAUAGGGGAGGGAUAGCCUCUGAAUUUGACAUAAUGUCCCUUAACUGCUGAGCACAUAAUGAAAGUUAGGAGGGUAGGAUUUAAUCUACUUAUUUCCUCUCAAUUUCAGUUAUCUGUCAAAAAAUAAUUGAUGAAUAAUGGAAGUCAAGUUGCCUGCACACUUCAGAUUCGCUCUUGCUAGUGCAGACCAUGCAGAAACAAGGCAUGUAAAUACGUUUCUUCAAAAGCAUCUUCAAUUGUUAGAUCUUAAGAACAAACACAUGCUUAACUCCUCUGUUCAACUAUGCAGACUAGUAAGUGCCCUGCAGUUCUGCAUAAAGUCCUAGCCAACUUCAUUUCCUGAAGUAAGUUUGAAUCACACAGAGGAAAGCAGGAGGGAGCCUAUACACAGUUCUUCACACGGUUUAUACCAAGAUAUGCAAAACAGGUUUCUUAAAUGCAGAGGCAAAUGUUCUCAGACUGUCUGAAUUCUGCUAUUUUUUUUUUCUUAUUAGAUAAAAUAGCCUAAAAUAACUUUAAAUUAUACUCUUUCCAAUGGUCAGUAGGUAAUUAUUGUUGAGCUAUUGAGUUCUGGAAAUCUCUGAAUGGGUUAUAUCACCCUCUUAGAAAAGAGCAGAAAAUUAUUGAUCGGGGUCACUUCUAAUUCAGAUAUUUUUUUAGAGAAUUCCUCUGUGUGUUCAAGAAAAAUAUAUGGGUUUUAUGCAAGUGCAGUGUUUUCUCCAUUCUCUUCAGCUCCUUUUUAGACCCCAAACAUAUGGAUAGCAUGGGAAAUAAGAAGUAAAAAUGUUAAUAAAAUGGGAUUAAUUUUCUAGCAUUUUUAAUUAAUGCAACAAUUUUCACAUGGAUUCAUCAAUCAAUUCAUUCAUUCAGCAAUAUGAAAGACACAGCUGGAAAAGAACAAUGUAGGGGCAACGGCUGCAACUGGUAGAUGUGACAGGGACCCACUGUCAGCAGAAGCUUGGACAACUGUUUGUUAAGUGGUACCUGAGCAUAAAUUCUGUUGGUCUCAGUUUGGAAGGACUGCAUUAUUGACUCAUACUGUAGGGGAAUGUUGCGUCCCUUGUUAAUGUCCAAAAAAUCUCAUGAGAAUUUUUUAAUGUAUUUUUUUCAGGAGAAAGUAUGUGUAUGAAAUGUGCAAACACAAGCAUUCUUCUGUCAGUAAAACCUUUUUGCAUUAGUGCAGUAAAUCCAGCUAUGCAGAUUUUGGAGUAACUAAUUACAAUAUAUCUGUCUGUUUCUGCAGCCUGUCUCUGGUAGCUUUUCUGGAAAUCAGAUCUCUCUGUUUUGGGGCUAUAGUUCUCAUGAGCUACCAGAGCGAGAUGGGAUCACAUUUCUUUGCCUAAGAUGGGAAAAGUGUCAUGUUGGGUUUGAGAACUGUUUCUGCAUAUAGUUCUGAUGAUUUACUCAAUACCAGGUUCCACUGGAAACAGGAAUAAAUUAUGUAAUACAACCUCCUUUUCUGCAGAUAAUUUUCUUUUUGGAGGAAACCUUCCUAUGGAAAAAAAAUUGCUUUAGGUCAGUGAGGGGUGAAGGGGAAAAAAAAAGAGGUGAUAUUUGGCUUAAAACUAUGUAGAAUGUGGGAAUUUAAAAUCAGUUAUAACUAGAAAAAAAAGUAUAGGCAUGCUGUGUCUAAUAUGAAAGUCUGCGAACUUACUUGUCUAUUACAAAUUUAAUAUAAAAACUUGUAUUUUCUGUCUCUUAAACUAUCAAGAAAAUCUGUGUGAGGAAAAUUCUUGAGCUGUAGUGGAAAUUUCCAUGCCCACCCCCCACCUCCCUAUGUAUUUGGUGGCACAGGAGUGACUAAUUGCAAUGAGAGCCUGUGCUAGCCUUACUUAUGUAAGAAAUGCCUUUCUGUUAACAGGAAACCAAAGUGGUUUUCUUGUAGUAAUAGUACCCGAGUGGUAUUUCUUGUUUAGUGUGGGACAUUUUGAAGCAGCAGACAUUUUAAGAUGUCAUUCAGCAUUUCCUUGAACGUUUGACUUAUCUUAUUUUGAUCUGCUCCAAGCUUCCAUGUUCUUGCUUUUUCAAGAACUAGCUCCUCUAUUAGCUGAAAUAAAAACUGAGGUGGUGAACAGAAUCAAAAUUGUCUCAGCUAUGAUCUAUGAAAUUCUUGUUUUUGUGCAUAACAGUGACAAGAACCAUGCUGGCCAAAUGCUAGGCAAUCCAACACUGAAAAAAAAAAAUUACAGGUGUUAAGGAGAGUACUAAAUUCAUUGAAAUUUGUUGUGAGUAAAGAUGCAAAAUCUGUCUGCUCUGGAAAAAUGAUUGUUUUUCUAUUUUAUUUCUCUGUGGUAAAAAUCUAGGGGAGUGGCUUACGAGCUGGCAGGAACUUAAAAAAAGAAUAUGCAUGUAAUUCCUUGAAAGUUCAUCAUCCUUAAUGCAUUACCAUGAAAUGACUGAUUUUACGUUACUCAGCAUUUAACAUUGAAACUUCAUUUCCUUGGGUAACCAUUCUAGCUACCACAGUGCCAGGGGCUUAUGUAUCCUACCUGGUACAUAUUAGGUCCAUUUUGAGGAUAUAGGUUUGUUGCAUUUCUAAAGGGCAAAUAGCUUAUAUAAUUAGAUCAUAUCUUAGGAACUGUUGCUUUACUUCUCCCACCUUAAUGUAAAGAAAAGAAGAUAGGAAAACAUUUCUUCAACUAUCAUGUGAAAACAGACUAAUGUUAAUCUAGGAAAUAUUUAGGUACUUUACUCAUGAACGUUUAGCAUAAUUACUCUCCUGACAAAAUGCCAUGUGUGCAUAAUAAUGGCAGUGCUGUUGUGAAAAGCUUUCAGUGGUGAGGAAUAGCUAAAAAGAGGAAUCGAGGAGCCUAUUCCAUUAAAUUCUGUUUAGACAGGGAAAGCCAUACCUAAAGGAAUAUCUGCUAGGAUAUCAACUAUGAAGGAGUAGGGCCUGCAGCAGUAGGAAGGUAUUACAGCAUACUAAUUUAGUACUCUAUCUGCUAAAUUUAUUUUAUUCACUAGUUGCGAACUCAAGGCACAGUGUUUGCACUCAGCACUGCCUUUUCACUGCUUGUUGCCCACGUGUGACUUGAUUUUAACAUAACAACGCUCACAGCUUGGGGAACGAGAGCCUUAUGUUGGCACUUGUCAUUUAAAGUUGAAAGGAGGAAGCAUUUUGCUUAGCUUUUUUUUUUUUUUUUUUUUUUUUCCACUGCAGAUUUUUCAGUUUGCUGCUACACUAUAAGAUAGGACCUGCUGGUUCCUAAAAACAAGUAAAUUCUCCUUGGGGCUAUUAUUAAUAGUAAAUUGAGUAAUUUGGAGCCAGGAAGAAUCAAGGAGUGGUUUGAGUGAGGAAUGCUUUCCACUGGCUGGCAAUGCAUUUUUGGGAGUUCUGCUUUUAAAUUAGCUAAUUCUCUUUCAUUGCUUGCUGUAGGCACCGUUAAGGAAGGAUACCUCAUGCUUUAUGGUUUCUUCUGAAAGGUAUGAGACAUGGUUGAAUUUUUUCAGCUCUCAGAGCAGCCAGUUUCAAUUAAAAAGGAACUGAGAUCUUUGUCAAAAGUUUCAGUUUAGCUGGCCAGGCCAAACAGACAGAACACCACAGAGGUGUGUUUCCUACGAAGUGUGCUCAUCUACGGGCUCAGCUGUGCAGAAGGAAGUGCACCCUGUCCUUCUCUCUUCCCCCAACAUCCUACAUGCUCCCAUUUCUUGUCUUAUGUUGCUCUGCUCAUUGCUUGGCACCUCUGUUAGCUCAGUAGUGUCAGGCAGUAAGGAACAGACCCAACAAGAUGGAUAAUCAUCCAUGGCAGUAGUGAGUAACAUUGGCUUAUAGAGAAGUUCAGUACCUGCCAGAGCCAUUACAAGGGAGGAAUAUGCAUUGUGUGGGCAGGUGAAGAAGGAAGAGGGAGCUGAGUAAGUGGGAGGAAAGAAGGGGACCUCUUCCUCUUAGGAGGAAAGCAUUAUCUUGGUGCAGCUUCCCACAAAGCUUUGCUUUCACUAAGUGAUGUUUUUGUUUUUCUUCUACUUUGCAACAUGUGGUUGUGAAAACAACAUGAGGCACCAAUUUCCAAAUGAGGUUUAACAUGAUCUCAGCCUGUGCUUUUACUUUCCCUGCUUCAUGCAGAGCCAAAUGUUUCUGCUACCUCUUUUAUUUCUGGAUAUGAAAGCCAAAAUCCUACAAAACCCGGAACUGUUUCCUUAGGAUCUUUCCUUGCAUACUUGCUGCAGGAAUUGUGAUGCAGGCAUAUGAGAGAAAAUAGUGUGGGCUGGAGCACUGUACAUCCACCAGUUUAUACUAGUUAGGAAACAGCACCUUAAAGGCUUGAGCAUCUGCCAGUAUUUAAUAUGCACCCUCCUGUGGGCAGCACAAAAUAUAAUAGUUUCCAAAGUUUUAUAAAAAGAGAAAUACAGUUUCUCAUUAUGUUUCAGGUACUUGUUUUUCAUCUGCUUAAAAAAAAAAAAAAAAAAAAAAAUUGGGUUUUCCUUGGCAUUCAGACUUUCCCAAUGAGAUUGAAGAUGAUAUGUUUACUAGUGACAAAGAGAGGAUGUGGUCAUCUAGUUCCAUUCCUAGCAUUUGACUUGUUGUGUUUCAUCAUUUCAUUUUUUGGAAAGGACUCUUAAUUCUUCUGACAUUAUCAUAGGCUGGAAGUAAGUAAGUACUUACUGCUGGCUAUCAAGGGGAAAAUACCUAUGUUAUUAUUCUGUGUUCAAGAAAUGUUUUAGUUGUUGCUCUAGAGGGUAUCUAAAAUUCUGUGAUACAAACUCUGAUAGUACAUGGAAUACUGUCCAUGGUAACAAGAUGCACUUUUAUUUUGAUGUGGAAAUAUACAUCUUCCCUCUUCUCAAUCCUGGGUAGACGGGUGCCUUCCUCUGGCAGACGUGCAGGUUCUCUAUGCAGUGCCUUUGGGAAAAUAUGUUUCCCUGAGAACAGUUCUCAGCACUCUUUCUGAUAGAGAAAACUGAUCCCUUAGCACAGCCUGGUGGCUGUUAGUGAGACAGCAAGCAAAAUAUAAAAUCACACAAUUAUAUGUGAGAGAGGAAGUGAUUGUAUUACUGCUGUAGGUGUGAUGGUCUCACUUUCCUGUAGAGCAAGUUCUAGAUGAGGUGAGAGUGGUUGUGGGAAAAUGGAGAUGCUGUCUGGCACACCAGCCCACUGUAGAUCUGAAAUAAUAACAGUAAAUUCAAGUGUAGUCUGAAGGGGAAAAAUGUUCUGUGCAGAGGUAGCUGCCAGAAAGAGAGGGAAAAUAUAUCUGAGUGGGGAAAGGAAAUGAUUGCAUUCAGAAUGGAGACAAAACCUGUCAUUAAACUCAUGUAUCAGAGUGGAUGAUCUUUAUUAUCUGCUUAUUUAACAUCAGUGAAUUUCAGCUAGCUCUGUAGACCACCCUAAAAGAUCAGGAUUGAAAAGUCACAGGUUUUUUUUUGUCAGAAAUGUUCGUACGGCAAUGUCAAGGACAAUGGUAUGAAGUAUCUGUGCAGCCUAGUAAAACCUAAAGCCAUGGCCAUGAUAUGGCACAUGAAGACAGAUGAAAAUUUGGAGGCAUCUCCACUGUCAUAGCCCUUGAAAAGGACACCAUCUUCCAAUCAUCUACUGGAUUAUUUUUGUUCUUACAGAUCUGCUGCUAAAGUACAGGGUAUGUUUCUAAGCUGUGCAUUUUCUUAACUCCUAUUUUUAUUGCAGGCAGUAAAUUCUUGGCUAACACUUAAGUUAAUAAAUUAUAGCAGUGGUGAAAAUGGCCCAGGUGGUGGUGUGCUUUUCUGUGAGAUUUGAGAAUUUCACUCUACAAAUGCCAGAAAGAGCCAUGAAUAAAAUUCCAUACUGCUGCAAAACACAUAUAUCACCUUUCCAGAUUGAUGUGAUAUUUCAUCAAGAGCAUCAUUUAUUUGCUGGGAAAUUAUUUAUUCUAGUAAACUCGCUGAUGACAAAUUGAAGAAUUGCAGGUGGCUACACCUUAUGUGUUGGUUCCAAAAUAGGUUUCUAAUACAAGAAAAAGGAUGAAUUAUAACGCUGCCGCUGGCUGGAAGAAGCAGGUGAAAGUACUCAAGGCUGAGGCAGCAAGAAAACAUCUGCACUUUGGAGGCACAAAUGUCUUGAAAAUGGGGGCAGAUAUCCCCCAUAUUAAACAAAGGAAGGGAAAUGGGGGAUUCAGAAGAGUGAAGAAGAUAGAGUUUGUGUGGCAGCACUAAUCAUACAAAAAUUUGAGCAUGAAAUAACCCCUGGGAACAAAGUCCAGGUAUAGAAAUGUAUCAGGUACCUCAUGUUGUCUGGUUUUGGUGAUAGUUUUAAAGUUAAGAUGAGAAAGUUUGAGUUAAUACUGGAUAUAUGAGAGGUUGCGGAUGUCAGAGAGCACUGCAUCAUGCACCUAUCUUUGCUUUGCUUCUAGCAAAACUUGGUGUCUACUAAGAAGGUACUCAUGAUUGAAUACAGGAUCACAACAUGUCGGGAUUCAGGAGAAAUAUAAUUUAGGAUCUCUAUUAUAGAUCCUCCAGGAACAAAUGGGAUCAAUUCCGGGUAGGAGGUUCAGGGUAGACUGAAAUUUGUCUCUACGGUUGGUUUUGGUUUGACAUAAUGAGAACUAAAGGUGCAGAUUGUUAUCUGUAUCUUUAUCUGUAUUAUUAUCCUCUUAAUGUCCUUCUUAUCCUUGAACUGUAUUAUUAUCCUAUGACAAAGCUUAGAGCGUUUUGAAUGUACAUUUGAGAUACCAAACCUGUUUUCCAUUCACAGAUAAUAUGAUUUUGAUUAAAUCACUCCUAUCCAGUGAUUCAACCCCAUGUGUAGUAUGAUGGUAAGUGCCUACUGCAGAGAGCUGCUUUGUGAAUUAAUUCCAGCAGUCUGCUUCACUAACCAAACAGGGGGUGACAUGGGGUUGCCAAUGUAGACUGUGACAGUCAAUGAUGGCACUGAUUUUUUCAUAUCUGGAGGACUGAUGACGAUUUACUGGGUGAAAGGUGUAUAGCAAGAGGAAAGUUAGAGAUUUCCUUGUCAAGCAUCCCUUCUGUCAAGAGGAAUUUCAUCUUAGACGUGAUGAUAACCACCAUUUCCUAACUGAAGAGUUAGAUUCCAUAAACCAGAUAUUCCUUGUGUGACUUUGUCUCUUUUCAAGCCAGUAUAUGUCUGUGUGCAAUCGGAGAUGCGUUUGCACAAAACAUGCAACCAUAUGAGUGUAAACCAGUCCAGCCUCAGGAAUUCUUUGCCUGCUUCACUGCAAAUUAACACAUUGGGAUUCAGGUAUUCUGAAAAUAAUCUACAACCACAGUGGUGCAAAUACUGCUGUGGUAACCUUGGUUGUUUCUCUGCCCAAAUGCAGCCACAGUCCCCUAAAGGGUGUUUCUGUCCCUCUUGCCACUUGUCAUUUACUGCUUUUUUGAACAGCAACAACAAAAAUUAGGUACAGGGUCUGUGUUUUGAAAAAAUAAUAUGAAAAAGAUUACCUAUAGUUAUCCAAAGGCAAUUCAAUAAUUUUAGUGGUGACUCACAUCUAAGUUAUUUGAUUUUCUUGGAACUGAUAUUAAUGUUCUGCUGAGUUCUCUUGAGAGCCUUUUCCUACAAGCUAACACGCUUCCUUUCAAUAUUUGUUUUUUAUAAAAAGCUUGUACCUACAUAAUUUAGGAUCACACUGAUUGCUCUUGUGGUGGGACUGAAAACUGAUUGGAAAAUACAUUAUAUGCUAUAUUAUAUUACAUAUGACAUUGUCAACACUAAGUCUCCAACCAAGAAAACAAGAUGGACAAUGUACCCUCCUUUGGUAUGCAGCUUCUAAUUUGUCUCAGCUGUUUCUCCUGAAUAUCAAAAUAUUAUUUUUUGGACUGUUUCUUGCAAAUAGAAUGAAGGUGAAACUACUUGUACUUUCCUAUGCUUUCACUGAAUUUUAACCAAAUACAGAACCAUAAUUUUCAAGUGCCCCUCCUUGAGUUUUCUUCCAAUUCUAAAUCAUUGUUUAAUGGGUCUGUGAAUGUACAUACUCAACCUUCUUACUGAAUAUUUGCUUGGCUUUGUCAAUAGUGCAGACAUGAUGCAGGUUCUUAAAAUUUAAUUAUGUUUGCAUGCUUUAUUUGAAGUAUUUUCUUGUACCUGUCUUUUCAAAGAAGCAGAAGAUAAAAAAAUAUGAAACAA